This is a messenger RNA of Pollicipes pollicipes, 501 nucleotides long. RefSeq lists its product as uncharacterized. The record is from RefSeq and is a predicted model, not a curated record. The transcript is spliced from 3 exons. NCBI's taxonomy places the organism in Eukaryota, Metazoa, Arthropoda, Thecostraca, Pollicipedomorpha, Pollicipedidae. The coding region runs from base 52 to 501 and encodes 149 amino acids.
CGCCGGCGCCGCUCCUCCGGCGGUUCGGAGCUCGAGGACCUCGACCUGGCCAUGUUCGAGACGGACGAGGCGGCGGAGCGGGCCGCGCGGACGGCGAUGGAGACAGGAGCGCGCACCGCCACCCAUCGGAGGGAGAAGGAGAAGCUGAGCGUACUGAAGAGGCUCGUCAAGAAGUCUAAGUCGCUGCACGCGCUGGUGCGUCCGGGAGAGGCAGCUAGGCAGGCGGGCGCAGGGUCCUGCGAAGGCGAACUCAGCGAGGACAAACAGGCCGAACAUCCCACUGGGCAACAGGACGGAACGUCAGAUCGGCCGGUGCGACUGGGCCACCUGGGCAGCCAGCGGGUGCACGACGACGGUGUGCCGCUGGUCAACUGGCAGCCGUUCUUCUGCGUGCUGCUGCAGGACGAGCAGUCGCUCACGGCCUACCGCAGCGAGGAGAUGGCGAUAUUUCCCGUGACACCCACUCGGCCGAGGACGAGGAAGGUUGGUGGUGGUGCAUGA